Messenger RNA from Ylistrum balloti, 915 nucleotides. RefSeq names its product FAD:protein FMN transferase-like. Gene Ontology annotation, biological process: protein flavinylation. NCBI's taxonomy places the organism in Eukaryota, Metazoa, Mollusca, Bivalvia, Pectinida, Pectinidae. Gene Ontology annotation, molecular function: transferase activity. The record is from RefSeq and is a predicted model, not a curated record. The transcript has a single exon. Bases 1 to 915 code for a protein of 304 amino acids.
AUGACCGUAUCCACAGACGACUAUGAGAAAUCAGUGCUUAUAGACAUCAAUACUCAGUCAGCAAGCGCCAUAGGUCUUAACGAAGACAACGUAACGAACAACAACACACAGCAAUCGCAACAAGGUACCCUUAUGCGGUAUAGUAUACCUAAAGAAAUUGCCGAUGUUCUGUCUCGAGCGAUAGAGGUAUCAAGGAUAACAGGGGGGAGCUUUGAUCCUACCAUAGAACCAGUCGUGAACCUUUGGGGUUUUAACUCAGAAGAAAAAAAGAUACCAAAUAACGAACACAUUAACGUAGCGCUUUCUCGUGUGAAUUGGCAGGCCUUAGCUGUAGAACACAACACAGACACAAAUGAAUAUGAGUUAGAAAUGGAGGCGGGGCAAGGGGUAGAUGUAGGGGCAAUAGCAAAAGGUUAUGCAGCAGACAGUACAAGAGAUUUCCUUAAAAAUGCGGGGGUAGAAUCAGCGAUUCUAGAUUUUGGGGGAAACAUUGUAUUAUUGGGGAAGAAAAAGAACGGCGAAGCAUGGAAUAUAGGAAUACAAAAACCUUUCUAUUCGGGUGAGGUGGCAUUGGUACUUCAGAGUACCGAAGCCGCUGUGGUCACCAGUGGUGUGUAUGAAAGAUAUUUUACAGAAAAUGGGAAGCAGUAUUUUCAUAUUAUAGACCCGCGCACAGGAUACCCAGCCGAAAAUGAAUUACUCAGCGCGACCGUUGUAAGCCAAGAAAGCACCUUGGCAGAUGCCUUAUCUACGGCGGUUUUUGUAAUGGGUGCAGAAAAAGGUAUGCAGUUAGUUGAGAGACUACAAGGCACAGAAGUCAUAUUUCUUACAAGGGAUAAUGAGAUAAUUCCCAGUAGUGGUAUACGAGAAGCUAUUAUAGAGAUAAACAGUGAUUACAAGAUGCCCACAGAAUGA